This is a messenger RNA of Thyridium curvatum, 1686 nucleotides long. RefSeq lists its product as uncharacterized. The transcript has a single exon. NCBI's taxonomy places the organism in Eukaryota, Fungi, Ascomycota, Sordariomycetes, Thyridiales, Thyridiaceae. The record is from RefSeq and is a predicted model, not a curated record. Bases 1 to 1686 code for a protein of 561 amino acids.
AUGAAACCCCCCGAUCCCAAUAACAGCGGCGCGAGCCCGACCUCGAAGGGCCAGAGACUUAGCCAGAAACUGCGUGAUCUCCGGCGCAUCAUGCCCAUCCAUCACCAACACCAUGGUGGCAGGGACGGCAAGUCGGCCAUCGAGCGGGCGGACCUCGAUAACUUUGAGAUUAUCCAUACUCCUGACCGCCCCGUGCGUCCUAUCCUGCCAGAGAACAUCCCCUCCGACGAAGAGUGCCGCUAUCUCCUCUUAGCCAUGCAUGAAGAAGAGGAGGAGAAGAGACGCCGCCGCCGAGCGGCCGAGGAGAGCGAGGCUCGACGACUAGAUUCGCCUCGACUCCGGCAGCCGCUGUCGCCGAUGCCCGCUGAGCGUCGAGCUGCAGACGUCGAACCGGUAGGCCUUUCAUCUCCGAUGGCAUCGCCUCCUGUCUGGAAAGGCAAGGAGGUCAAGCCUUAUCAGACGCCGAGCCUCGACGGCAACUUUGAGAAUCCAAGACCGGCACCCUCGCCGCACCGACACGGCGAUACACCCCGCCGGCCUCAGACGCCGUUGUUUCCUCUAUCACCUCGACCUCGCGCCAGACAUGUCAGCCCGGCGACGGAGAAGCGAGCCGACGCGAAUCUUGCCCCUCCGGUCCGGGCUCCGCUUUUCUCGCCCGGGCCCCCGACACAACCAUCGGCCCCGCCCACGCCACGGCGGAGAUUCGAGUCCGCCGCUACCGGUGAGAGAGCGGCCUAUCCGCAGCGUGUCCCUCGACCGGCGGUAAGCCGCCGGCCUACACAGAAUCCCUACACCGCUCCCUUGGGAAUAUACGCAGGAGCAGCUGCUGCCAGGCCUAGACCUUAUUCGCCCGCGGUAACGAGCCGUCGAAACGCCACCACCAGUCCCACGCACGUCGCGCAGCAGAUGCGGCUCAUCUCCCCGUCCGCCUCGCCGAGAGAGAUAUCCCUCCGCAACACCGAGCCACACGAUAUCUCCACCGCGCCUGACAGACAAGUCGGCGAUGACGGCUACAGCAGUUCCCUAGACAGUGACGACGACGACGACGACGACGACAUCACCCCGACCGCCAGUACCAUGGGCAUGGCCACUCCCAAGUCCACCCCCACGCACGCCUCAAGGAUACAGCUCCAACGGGGCGCGAGCAUGGAAUCAGCCAUGGCCUACAUUAGGCGGCGCAUGGACCACGAAGAAGGAAGCCCCGGGCAGAUGUCGCCCGCCAUGGCACAGCAGCAAAUCCACCCGGCCCUCCAGGCCAAUAGCCACAUCGUGCGCAUCGGCGAGAUCGACCAUCCGCGCUCCCAAGUAGUCCGCGCCGCAGACCAGGGGAGCGAGGGAAAACACCAGUCAUCGUACGUCGGCAACGACGGCUCCUGGGAAGACGACCUGCUCGAGUACUACUGCGACAAUGCCAACUUUACCUCAUCUUACUCCUACUCCUCCUCCGCCGGCGCCGCGAGCUCGGCCCAUCGCCCCAUACCCAUCCUCGAGCAGCGCGCUCAAGAGACAAGCGGCGCUAGCCCUGAAGAAGUGACGUUCGACCUUAGGAAGUUGAUCCGCGACAGCCUGCGAGGCAUAUCGGAGGAGUGGGACGAAGCGAUGGUGGAGAUGGCGGAGAAGGGGCACCAAGAGCAUGAAGUGACGCCCACGUCACCGGUCCUCAGUCGGCUUCCCAAGGCUCUCUGA